Molecule: messenger RNA, 1464 nt
Organism: Galendromus occidentalis (western predatory mite)
Lineage: Eukaryota; Metazoa; Arthropoda; Arachnida; Mesostigmata; Phytoseiidae
Product: very-long-chain 3-oxoacyl-CoA reductase-B
Exons: 2
Coding region: 346-1368 (340 amino acids)
Cellular component (GO): endoplasmic reticulum
Molecular function (GO): oxidoreductase activity
Source: RefSeq, a predicted model, not a curated record
AUUGAUGUCGGUGUCUUAGACAGAUUUCCUUUCGAUCGGCCACCAGAAUUAGGACAGCGCUGGAUCUAGACCGGAAUACACAGUCCCGACGCUGCAAAGUUUCAUCUAGGCUAGGCAGAAUUCACAUCAGCGUCGUUGGUCCCGAGAAGUGUUUUUUGAAUUCGCGCGCCAAACCCUUACGUCGGCCCCUCAGCUGAGAGAAGAGGUGACGAGAGAUAUACAACCAGCCGGAGCAAAGACUUUCCUUCGGGCUCGCCGUGGCGUUCUGCUGACGUUGCUGAAACGAAGACUACCGGACUGAGCUUCAUUUCAUUGGACAGAGAAUAGUGCCUACGCAGAGCGAAAAUGGAGCAGGCCUGCGUUUUCCAAAACCCCGACAUGUCAUUCGCGUCGAGGUUCAUCGCGUAUUCGGGAUUGCUGUUCCUGAUUUUGGGUACGCUCCGCCUGCUGCAAUCAUUGGUCCGCGGCGCAUACCACUGCUUCCUGGGCCAACUCCUCGGUCACAACGUGAACUUCAAAAAGUUCGCCGGGAAAUGGGCUGUCGUCACGGGAGCGUCCGAUGGCAUCGGCAGGGCCUACGCGGAACAGCUCGCGCAGAAGGGUAUCAACAUCUGUUUGAUAUCCAGGACUCAGUCGAAGCUCGAUGAGGUCGCUGCCGUGAUCCAGGACAAGUUCAAAGUUGAAACGAAAACCCUGUCUGUCGACUUCUCUUCGAACGACCGCGGCUGCUAUGAAGUCAUCCGCAAGCUCAUCUCGAAUCUCGAAGUCGCUGUGCUGGUGAACAAUGUCGGCAUGAGUUUCCCGUACCCGGAGUAUUUCACCGAGGUGCCCGAUGGUGAUCACCUCAUGGAUCAGAUGAUCCAGGCCAACUGCACGUCGGGAACUCUGAUGAUGCGUCUUGUUCUUCCGGGAAUGGCUUCUCGACACAGUGGAGUUGUCAUUAACGUGUCGUCCUUGUCGAACAUGUACCCGUUGCCGCUGCUCGGCGUCUACGCGGGAACGAAAAGCUAUAUGGAAUUCCUCUCCCAGGCGACCGCAUGUGAAUAUCAGAAUCUCGGAGUUAUCGUUCAGUCAGUGAAGCCAGCGUUCGUGUCGACGAAAAUGUCCAAGAUCCGCAAAGCCAGCCUCAAUGUUCCGACCCCGGAUGCCUAUGUCCGACAAGCCCUCACCACCGUCGGACUUGAGACGUCAACCUACGGUUAUAUCCCCCAUAAGAUACGCGGCUAUUUCCAGGAGGUAGCUUUCAACAGCAUGCCUCUCCACUGUAUGUUGUCCUUGUCUCUCAGGAUGAUGUCCGGACUUAGAGCCCUUCGCUAUAAGAAAGACAAGAGAGAGGACCCUAUUCAGCAACUCAAAAAACGACAGUAGAUCGAGUCAGGCAGCUCGACGACUUCUUAGAUUCAGAAUGAUAAUCAACGCCAUUCCACCAGAGAUUAGAUCUAUGUGACACUGUAUUCUAUAGUA